CUUGCGUUUGUGUUGUCUGAGCCUUGGAGGGUCUGGAUAUGGUGGAAUAUACGGAGAAUAUGACGAGAAAAAAAGCAGAAGAAGCAUUGAGGUCCUCUCUUGACAAGGGUGUCAAUUACAUUGAUACAUCUCCAUUUUAUGGUGAAGGACGCUCAGAGAGUUUUCUUGGCCGAGUUCUCUCCAGGGUGCCUAGGGAUAAGUAUUACAUUGGUACGAAAGUCGGUCGGUACUUUUGGGAUGUAAAGAAAAGGUUUGAUUUUUCUCGUGAGACGAUUUUAAAAGGUUUUGAGGAAUCCUUGAAACGACUUCAGUUGGAGCAUGUGGACAUCCUGCAACUUCAUGAUGUUGAGUUUGCUCCAUCUCUUGACAUCAUAAUGAACGAGGCACUCCCAGCAAUACAGGAACUGAAAGAUAAAGGAUUCUGCAGAGCAAUAGGCAUCACUGGUUAUCCCAUUGGGCCCCUAAAAGAGAUAAUAGCUCACUCGCAUCACAUUAAGAUUGAUUCGGUUUUAUCGUAUGCAAGGCUAACGUUGAAUGAUAACUCUCUAAAAGAUCAUUUUGAUUUCUUUAAAUCUCAUGGAGUCUCAAUCAUUAAUGCUAGCCCUGUUAGUAUGGGGCUACUGACAAGUGAAGGGCCUCAAUGGUGGAACCCUGCACUGCCUUACAUAAAAGAUAAAUGCAAGGAAGCAGUAGAGUAUUGCAAUAGCAAAGGAGUUGAUAUUACAAGACUAGCUGUGAAUUAUUCUACCAGCUUUGAUGAAGUUGUGACAACUUUAGUUACAAUUAGUGAUACUCAAAUGCUUGACAGGAAUCUCUCUGCUGUCCUCAGCCCAAUGACAGAGAAAGAGAAGAAAGUGGCAGGAGAUUUAGAGAAAUUUUUCAGUCGCCUUCCACAGAGACACUGGGAAGGUGUGGAGCUAAAAGAGUACUGGGAACAAAUUGGAAACUUUAAAACUAAUAACCAAUAAUUUAAUGUGGUAGCAAUGUAUUGUUAUUUUUACAAAAAAAUAAUGUCACUUUAAAUUCUGUCUUCUAAAA
Molecule: messenger RNA, 1038 nt
Organism: Amphimedon queenslandica
Lineage: Eukaryota; Metazoa; Porifera; Demospongiae; Haplosclerida; Niphatidae
Product: L-galactose dehydrogenase-like
Exons: 3
Coding region: 39-968 (309 amino acids)
Cellular component (GO): cytosol
Molecular function (GO): L-galactose dehydrogenase activity
Source: RefSeq, a predicted model, not a curated record